Nematostella vectensis (starlet sea anemone) is the source of this 2050-nucleotide messenger RNA. Its product is annotated as acid-sensing ion channel 1A. The transcript is spliced from 6 exons. Gene Ontology annotation, molecular function: ligand-gated sodium channel activity. Gene Ontology annotation, cellular component: membrane. The record is from RefSeq and is a predicted model, not a curated record. Gene Ontology annotation, biological process: sodium ion transmembrane transport. Bases 155 to 1474 code for a protein of 439 amino acids. Lineage: Eukaryota; Metazoa; Cnidaria; Anthozoa; Actiniaria; Edwardsiidae.
CAAUACUAGCUUGCACGGUGCUCGCUACCUUACAGAGAAUAACUUCCUCCGAAGAGCUUUCUGGUUGUUUGUGGUUUUAGCGGGGUUUGCUGGCUUUAUUUACCAGUCUUUUCUUUCGAUUACUUCGUUUUACAGUUGGCCCGUAUCAACUGUGAUGAUGACGGAAUGGCACAAAGAGAUGAACUUUCCAGCAGUUACAAUAUGCAACUUCAACCCUAUCAGCAAGUCAAGAUAUGCUCAAAAUUAUGGGAAUCUUUUCAAUUUAUCAACUCAAGAUUCGAAUAAUAUAAUAAAUGGAAUCAUCUUCCUAAUGUCAGCCCCGCGGGAUAGUUUUCAAAAAUCGAAGUUUUCACAAUUUUCGCUAGAAAACUACACACAAAGAGGGCCUGUGCUGGGUAAGUCCUUGCGUUCGUACGCACAUUCCAUUGAUGGGAUUCUCUCGCUAAAAUGGCUAGAACCUUGCAAAUACAGCGGCAAAGAGUGUGGCAAGAAUAGCUUUUCUACAUUUGAACACCUUCGAUAUGGAUCUUGCCAUACGUUCAAUUCGGAUGGCCAGUUUGGGCUAAAAGUAGACAGUAUUGGGCCAAUCAGUGGAUUGCAAUUGCGUUUAAAUGUCGAGGAGAAAGACCAUGUCAGUAAUUUAUAUGGACUUCAAGCGGGCUUCAAAGUUCUUGUUCACGACCCUCGAGAGCACCCGAUGAUAGAGGAGACCGGAUUUGCUUUACAGCCGGGAACGCAUACAUUCUGCUCAGUCAGGAUGAAGAAGUACGUCAACCUGAAGGCACCAUAUCGCACCGAAUGCGGAGAGAACAUUACUGACUUCAACCGAUACUUCAAUGUGAACUAUACCAUGGCAAUCUGUAGCAAGCAGUGUCUCCAUGACUACGGGAUAAAAAAAUGCGGCUGCCAGCCAAUCUUUGAAAUCACAAAGGAUGUGCCACUCUGCUCUUUAAACGACACAUUUGAGUGCAUCUACCCAACAUAUAAUGGGCCCUAUCCACGGGAGGCGGCAGAAUGCUUCAAAAAGUCAUGCCCUGUACCGUGUUACUACACCAAGUACGAGACCAAGCUUUCUUACGCGUCGGCUAUAAGUAACGCCAUCGCAAGAGACAUUCCAACAUACCUACUAACAAAUGGAAGCGAGUUUGACGACAUAGAAAAGAUGACAGAGGGGGAACGAAAAACGUUUUUCAGGGAAAAUGUUGCCUCACUUGACGUCUACUUCGAUGAGCUCAGUUAUGACUUGAUUAAGCAGAAACCCUCGUUUGACAGAUGGUCGCUUAUAGCGAUGAUCGGAGGCUACCUCGGUCUGUUCCUGGGUAUGAGUUUGCUAACAGUCCUGGAGUUCUUUGAUCUUCUUGUGAUGAAGCUUCUCAACAGGAUUUCUUCCAAUAAGAAGGUUGUCAACACCGUUACAGUAGAACCGCAAGAAUCACAGAAUGCGUUUGCUUUUAAACAAGGACCUACGGUAUAAAAGGCGCGCGUGUCUGUCACGCAGGAAUAAGUCACCCAUGUAGUGAAGACAUAUUUAGCACCUAGGAAUUAUAAAAUGAUCAGCUGUCUGCAUAUUGAAGUCCACGGAACAACUGAAAGCAUUUUGUUUAGUUAACCUAUCGCGUUUGACAGGGAAAUAUAAAACGCUCGCAUGGAAAUUGCUUAGCCAAGCAGUUCAUAUUUUUAGCAGAUUGACCUUUUGCUCGGGAAACUUAUAGGCGCACCGCGUCCCUUUUUAAGUGGUACUGGAGAACAGAGUUUUGAGCAUUUGAUUUAGUCCUGUAUCCGUUAAAUACAUAAGGAAAGUUAAGUCUGUGUUCACACAAGGUUUACCCUAAGUAAGCUUCAGACCUAGUCGUCGGUGAAAUGUGUUUUUAGUACAUUUUAAGAGUUUGAGUGCAAAAAUGAUUAUAAUGCUGUCAAUCAUAUUAAUCACGUGUGUAGCUUGCCAUGCGCACUAGCACAGCUAGCAGGACAGGGCUGAAAAACGCAAGACUAGUUCCAGUACCGCGCGUGUAAACCACCCUUUUUGUUUUGAAAUGGCCGCGUUUUGCCG